AUGUUGAAGGACCCCCACUCCUCCCCGCCCCCACCAGCGCCCGCCUUUCCCUCCCUACAGGCCCCGGAGGCGCGGGGGACCGCCAGCACGGAGCCGUCCGUCCUGAGCUUUCGGGAGAUCUGGAACCGGAGUUUCUGCCGGCCCCUGGAGCAGCUGGUGGAUGUGAUUGCCGAGUUCCCCAACGAGGUGGAGUACAUUUUCAGACCCUCCUGCGUCUCCCUGCAGCGCUGUGGAGGCUGCUGCGGGGAUGAGGGUCUCCGCUGUGUCCCCGUGGAGACAAGCACGGUCACCAUGCAGCUCCUGAAGAUAAAGCCGAACGGGGAGGCACCCUACGUGGAGAUGACAUUCACCGAGCACAAGCAGUGCGAGUGCAGGCCCCGGCAGGACCUGAUGAGGUUGGGAAGGAGGAGGUCCAAGGCCCGAGGUAAGAGAAGACAAGACAAGAAGAGACGUAAAGACUGUGAACUAUGUGGCACACCACGCAGGUAGCCUCCGCUCUGCCCCCGGCCUCGCUCCUGCUGCCUGGGUUUGAGCCAGCUGCCGUUCCCCCUGGCAUGGGGGACCCUCUCCAAGCAGCGGUGGGGAGCGGGACAUCAGGAAGAGCUGACUGGACUCUUGCUUGGCCCUGGUGGGAACACAGCCUGGAACCCAGGACUCCCUUGCCCAGUCUGCGCUGCUGGCAGCAGGACAAAAGGACCCAUGACGAGGCCUGGGGCUGAAGAUGAGGAGCUCGAGCAGCGCGUUGGUGUUUGACAGCAUCUUGGGGGCAAUGUGGAGCGGAGCUGGUGGGCGUGUUGCUGGAGCUGGCUGAGGACAACAUGAUGUCGGGGGUGAACAGAGACGGUUUGGAGGGUUGCAGCUGCAAAACCACUCUGUCCUGCCAGUGCCCUGCAGCUGGGGAGGAAGGAAACCUGGGCGGGCAAGGCUGCAGGGCUGCAUCCGUCCCAGCCUUGGCACGGGGCAGCCCAGGAGGGUGCUAGGGAGCUUGCCUGAAAAGUCCUUCUGGUAGGGAAGGGGAGGGAGUUGGGGUUGCCAGGGCUCCUCACAUACUCACAGCCACAUCCCAGCCUUGCCCCUACGCAAUAAACCCCCGUGGUCAGACACAGGAGCUGCAGUGUGAGGGCUCCUGUCUGCUUUCCAGCAGCUGCAGGCAGCGCUUUUCCCCAUGGGCACCCCUCGAGGCUGGAGGAGGGCAGUCCUGCAGUGGUCCAGGAUUUGUCCCCAGCAUCAACUCCUGCAGCACCCGAGGGGCUGUCCUUGGUGUGAUGCUGGAGAUGGGCAACCAGCAGGUCAGGACCAAGCUGCUUCCCCAGGCUGGGGGCUACCCCAUGUUCUGGAGCUCAGGUGGGUACUGGGAGAGCCUUGGAGGAACCGUCGUCUUCCAAACCAUGACAUGGGGCUGGUAUCUCUCACGAUUCACCAUCCUCAUCCUGUUCUCACCCCAAUCCAUGUGGCUGGGCUGAUGCAAGGUUAGGGCAGUGGGAGUAGAGACUGCCCAUGGGCCUUCCCACCCAAGAAACACCCCACCAAAGCUCACAUCACUCGGGAAGGGGUCAGGCUGGCCUGGGAGCCCUGUCUCUUGCUGGGACCAUGCUUGAGGGUGUAGGGGGCUGGUGGCCUUCAUCAAGGUGGCUGUGGGUGCCGUUGUUUUCUGGUUUUCCCAUGCAGCUGGGUUUGUGCCCAGGUCUGGGGGGGCAUCCCCAGCCCUUGUUUCUGGGUGCCUUAAGCAGUGCCCCUGGGGCUUUUAUUCUCCCCUUUCCCAUCUCUGCUGCAGAGGAGCUGGGGCUGGAUGCCAAAUGCAUUCCCUGCUGCUUCAUGCGAGCUGUGCCCUGGAGCAGGAAACCCUGAGGGCAAGCUGGGCAUCCCUGGCCUGGGGUUAAAACAAAAUCCAGCUUCAAGCAAAAGUCUGGAGGGCAAGAUGUGCAAAGGCUUUAAAGUUACCAUCAAAUGAGGUGAGCUGUGGUUUAUCCUGCACUGAGGAACAAGAGUGGUGUUGGGGUCCAAAGCAACUCCUCCUCACAUCUGACGUGGCAGCUUAUAGCUGGGGCAGGGUCCCUCAGAGCCCUAAUGCUGGUGCUGCCUGGGUCUGGCACAAGGCCGUGAGGACAGGGCAGGUCCUGUGGCAGUGGUACCCUGGCAGGCAAAGCCGGUGGUGGGUGUUGAGGUGAUGUGAACUUCCAUGCUGCCACAUGCAGCAUGGCAUAGAGCGGGUGAGUGUACCCGUACACCUGGACAUACCCUCCAGGAGCUGUCUGGAUCACUUUUAGACCCCAUUUCCACUUCUGGCAUCCACAGUGUCCUGGGGUACAGCCUGUGUGGGCUCUGCCUCAACAAUGGCCUGUGCAGCUCCUUCUUGGCUGCCUCAUGGAUGGGGGGUACUUGCUGCUCCCCUUCCUGUGCCACUCAGAGUUUGUAGGUUCCAGUGGCCUGUCCUGGUCUGUGCAUGUGUUCCCUAUCCCUGUGUGCCAUUUCAGCCUGGCUGGUUGCACUUUGAGGCUAAAGGAGAACUGUGUGCAGCACUCGAGGGAUGUACGUGAUGGUUUCUGUAUUGUUUUUAACAGUAGAAGUUUCACUGCAAUAGUAUUAAACCUUUAAAAAGGAA
Molecule: messenger RNA, 2602 nt
Organism: Calidris pugnax (ruff)
Lineage: Eukaryota; Metazoa; Chordata; Aves; Charadriiformes; Scolopacidae
Gene: PGF
Product: placental growth factor
Exons: 6
Coding region: 1-489 (162 amino acids)
Biological process (GO): positive regulation of endothelial cell proliferation; vascular endothelial growth factor receptor signaling pathway; sprouting angiogenesis
Cellular component (GO): membrane
Molecular function (GO): growth factor activity; vascular endothelial growth factor receptor binding; chemoattractant activity
Source: RefSeq, a predicted model, not a curated record